Messenger RNA from Humulus lupulus (European hop), 894 nucleotides. RefSeq names its product glutathione S-transferase U17-like. Gene Ontology annotation, biological process: glutathione metabolic process. Gene Ontology annotation, cellular component: cytoplasm. Gene Ontology annotation, molecular function: glutathione transferase activity. Lineage: Eukaryota; Viridiplantae; Streptophyta; Magnoliopsida; Rosales; Cannabaceae. The record is from RefSeq and is a predicted model, not a curated record. The coding region runs from base 45 to 752 and encodes 235 amino acids. The transcript has 2 exons.
ACCCAAAGAAGAAGAAAAGGGUAUUCGAUAGAAGAGUUAAUCAAAUGGCAGAGAGUUGUGUGAAGCUUAUAGGAACAUGGACGAGUCCAUUUGUUUUGAGGGCUCGGAUUGGGCUUAGCCUGAAGCAUGUUCAAUAUGAGUUCCUUGAAGAGAAGUUCGGACCAAAAAGUGACUUGCUUCUCAAUUCCAAUCCGGUCUACAAGAAAGUUCCUGUCCUUAUUCAUGCAAAUAAGCCCAUUCCUGAAUCUUUGGUUAUCCUUGAGUACAUUGAUGAAGUUUGGGCCUCAUCUGGACCCUCCAUUCUCUCUUCUGAUCCUUAUGACCGAGCUAUGGAUCGCUUCUGGGCUGCCUAUAUUGAUGAAAAGAUGACCUCAAUCAUUCGAGGUCUUGCAAUAAGUCCAGUGAAAGAGGGAGCAGAAGUAGCACUAGAGCAGGUCAAGACAGGAAUAAUGCUUCUAGAGGAGACUUUUCGUGAACGAAACAAAGGAAAGGCUUUCUUUGGUGGAGAUGAAAUUGGGUUCAUUGACAUUGCAUUUGGAUGCCUCUUGAGUUUGAUUAAGGCCACACAGAUUCGAAGUGGGCUGCAACUCAUCCACCCAGCAAGAGCACCCUUAUUGACCCAUUGGGCCAAAAGGUUCAAUCAACACUCUCAUGUCUUUCCUUACUUACCGGAUCCACAUAAGCUCGCCGAGUUUGCUGAGCUUCUUUCUACUCGAGCCCAAGCCCAAGCCCAAACUCAAGCCGAAGUCUAAAUGAUUAUCUUCAAUGUAUUAUUUAUUAAUCCAUUAAAGAUUUCAAUCAAACUCUGUUGUCUUAAUAAUAAAGUUAAUGUUAAAAAAAGGGUAGGUAAUUAUUUGGUGUCCUGUGUUUUUGCAAAGUAUUAUUUUGGUACUA